AUGGUCCUCUCCGACCGCGUCGCACAACCGGCCGCUGCAAGACGUGACGUGGAUAGGAAACCGAAGAGACGGCCGGUCGAGGGUCCAUUCGGUGGCAUGAACAGGACAGUGGCGAACAUCGACCCCAUCCGACGGCUUGCGCAGUCGCGAAAUCGGGAUAAGGACAGAGACACAGGAGACAAGGAGGGGCGCAAGGAUGAGAGGAGGGGAUUUAAGGCGCUGAAGAUGCAGAAGGCUCUCACGACUAUCAGCUAUGGGCAAAGGACGAGCGUCAAGGCGCGUAUCCAACAGCUUGAGUCGUUUGAUCAUUUCGACCUUUUGCCCUCGAUUAAGGAGGCGAUCGCCUCUGAUGUAUUGAAGGGUAUGGUCGAUAUAAAGCCUACACCGGUGCAGAGACUGGCGAUACCGGCAUUACUUGGGCAGGACACGGGCUCGUCACGGCGGUCUAGGGCAAAGCCCAUCUCGGGGAGAGAGGAGUUUCUGCUCGCGGCUGAGACCGGGUCUGGGAAGACAUUGGCAUAUCUUCUGCCAUCCAUCAAUGCCUUGAAGAAGGCAGAGGCCGACGACCCUGAGAUUGCUGCGUUCAAGCAGCGUCUGGAGGAAGAGAAGGCCCUACGAAACGAUCCCAGUUAUAGAGGUCGGUCUACCUUCGAACCACACCCUAGUACUGCACGGCCGCGCAUCAUCGUCUUGGUCCCUACCGCCGAGCUCGUCGAUCAGGUCGGUGCCGUGAGCAAAGCAUUGUCGCACAUCGUCAAAUUCAAAACAGGCCUCAUGUCAGCGAACUUCUCCGCCAAAGUUAUCGAGCGGGAUCUAUAUUCGCACAGCGGGAUCGACAUCGUCAUCUCAACUCCCCACCUCCUCGCCUCCGUGGCCGAGUCCGACCCGAACGUGUUGUCGCGCGUCUCGCAUCUCAUCAUUGACGAGGCCGACUCGCUCUUUGACCGCAGCUUCGCGCCCGUAACCACCAAGAUCGUCGACCGCGCACUGCCAUCGCUCAAGCAGCUGGUGCUGUGCUCGGCGACGAUCCCCAAGCGCCUCGACACCUACCUCGCGACGCAGUUCCCCAACAUGAGGCGCAUCGCCACGCCGAACCUGCACGCCAUCCCGCGGCGCGUGCAGCUGGGCGUCAUCGACGCCUCCAAGGACCCCUACCGCAACAACAAGAACCUCGCCUGCGCGGACGCCAUCUGGUCCAUCGGCAAGGACGCCACGCGGCACGAGGGCGCCGGCGAGGUCGACGUCAAGCGCAUCAUGGUCUUUGUCAACGAGCGCGAGAAGACGCAGGAGGUCGCCGACUACCUCGUGUCCAAGGGCAUCGACGCCGUCGCGCUGCACCGCGACACCCCCGAGCAGCGCCAGUCGGAGAUGCUGGCAUCCUUCACCACGUCCGAGCCGCUCAGGCUGGACGCCGGGCAGGUGGCGCCCGCGCGCAAGUCGUCGCUGCCGAACACAAAGGUCAUUGUCGCGACCGAUCUGGCCUCGCGGGGCAUCGACACCCUCGCUGUGCGCCACGUCGUGCUCUAUGAUGUACCCCAUACCACCAUCGACUUCAUCCACCGCCUGGGCCGUGCCGGGCGUAUGGGGCGGCGCGGGCGGGGGAUCGUCAUUGUCGGCAAGGAUGAUCGUCGGGAUGUUGUUGCGGAGGUCAAGCAGAGUAUGUUCAUGGGCCAAGCUCUUGUAUAG
This is a messenger RNA of Phaeoacremonium minimum UCRPA7, 1686 nucleotides long. RefSeq names its product putative atp-dependent rna helicase mrh-4 protein. Gene Ontology annotation, molecular function: nucleic acid binding; ATP binding. NCBI's taxonomy places the organism in Eukaryota, Fungi, Ascomycota, Sordariomycetes, Togniniales, Togniniaceae. The transcript has a single exon. The coding region runs from base 1 to 1686 and encodes 561 amino acids. The record is from RefSeq and is a predicted model, not a curated record.